Molecule: messenger RNA, 3204 nt
Organism: Ficedula albicollis (Collared flycatcher)
Lineage: Eukaryota; Metazoa; Chordata; Aves; Passeriformes; Muscicapidae
Gene: AHSA2
Product: AHA1, activator of heat shock 90kDa protein ATPase homolog 2 (yeast)
Exons: 9
Coding region: 24-1037 (337 amino acids)
Biological process (GO): positive regulation of ATP-dependent activity; protein folding
Cellular component (GO): cytosol
Molecular function (GO): protein-folding chaperone binding; ATPase activator activity
Source: RefSeq, a predicted model, not a curated record
GAGCCCGGGGCCGGGGCAGCGCCAUGGCCAAGUGGGGCCAGGGGGACCCGCGCUGGAUCGUGGAGGAGCGGGCGGACGGCACCAACGUGAACAACUGGCACUGGACGGAGCGGGACGCCACCAGCUGGUCCAAGAGGAAGCUGAAAGAGGUGCUGGAGGGGCUGGUGGUGGAGGGCGAGGCCGGGCGCUGCGAGAUCGGCGACCUCAAACACGUGGAGGGCGAAGCGUCCUGCAACAGCCGCAAAGGGAAGCUCAUCUUCUUCUACGAGUGGAACCUGCGCCUCAGCUGGAAAGGUACAGUGAAAGAGUCUGGUGAGAAACAUAAGGGAUCUGUUGAAAUUCCUAACCUGUCAGAAGAAAAUGAGGUAGAUGAUACAGAGAUAAAUGUUAGCAAGAAGAAAGGGGAAGGUGAUGUUCUGAAGGACCUGAUGAGAACUGAAGGAACCACCAAAGUCAGAGAGGCCCUGAGGGACUACCUGAAAGCACUUAAAACAGAGUUCACCUUGGGAAUGAUUCUGCCAACAAAAGCUCCUGCUGGUCAGGAACUGGCCACAGAGCGAAAACCAAGUGGGAGCACCGUGCAGGACUCUGUUACACCACAGUCUCUGGAUAUGGUGGGAGUAAAAAUUCCAACAGUGAGGAUACAUAUGAGGGAAGUCUUCAACUCUCCAGCUGAUGAACUUUACAGCAUCUUCACAAAGAAGGAACUGGUACAGAAGUUCUCCAAGUGCCCAGCUGUGAUUGAAGCAGAGAAAGGAGGCAAACUUCAGAUGUUUGAGGGCUUCGUCAGCGGUGAAUACACAGAACUGGUCCCAAGCCAAAGACUUGUCCUGAAGUGGCGGUGUAGGAGCUGGCCUGAUGAACAUUAUGCAACAGUGGCCUUGAACUUCCAGGACCUGGUGGCUCAGUCGGAGCUGGAGCUGGAAUGCAAAGGGGUUCCUGUCUCCCACGAAGAGAGUACAAGACAAUGUUGGAAGAAGCAAUAUUUUGAAGAAAUACAUAUUUUACUGCAGCAAUCAAAAGACAGCAUGGAAUGAUAACAGCACUGUAGUUUUGUUAGGGCAUUACUUUUUAUACUUUGUUAACAUUUGGUUUUCUAAAAAAAAAGAAAAAUAUAAUUUAUUUGUGGGAAGAAUAAAGACCCACUUCUAUGAGACUGUACAUAGUUUAAGCACUAUUUAUGGGUUUUUAGGGAAUGAGAGGCAAGUCAGACUCUGUAUAUCAACAGCUUUACUCGGGGACAGUGAGCUCUGUUCUGCUUGCCUGCAACUCCAGAGUGAUAAUGAUUCAGCUGCAGUGAGUCCUGCCCUCAGAGGUAGGUGAGCUCCACCAUCAACAGGAAGCAUUCCCAGUUCCUUAAUAUUCAGUGUAUCAAGUGGCAAAAUUAAAUCCUGGUAGGAGACAGAGUUCCCAGCAGAGGUGAGCUGAAAGGGAUUACAAAACUGCUGAUCUAUUUCAGGAAAUGGGGGGGGGGGUUUCAUUUACAGCCUUGUUGAAUACUUGCUAGAUGCUUUUAUCUGCAGACUGUUUGCAGCUGCAGUUUUAGGAAAGAUAAUUAACAAUGUCAUGUAAUUAUUAGGUCUGCAUGCACUAUACACUAUACUCCCUUACUUGACCUCAGUGUGACAUUUAUUUAAGAAGAAACAAACAGUAGCAGUGCUUGCUUUAUGCAGUUCUGUAAAACCUUCCACUGAAAUGAUUUACAGCCCUCUGCAAUGCUGUACCUCAAAGAGAACAACUGUUAAGAGAAUUUUGACAGGAACAAAUUGUAAUUCCUAAUUAAACCAUCCAGGUGAGCAAGGAUAACUUAGUUCUCAAAUGCUUUAUAAAUAAAGUGUACAAAUGAAAUAUGCAAUCUGAAACAAAUUGACCACAAUAGGGCAGGCUGCCUUUGGAAAACAUGCUUGGCUCAAUAAAAAUAUGACUUUACAUCAAGCUGAUUUUCUCCAUAAACUGAUAACUGCCACACUAAAUAAGUUUCUUAGAAGUUAAGUCCUGUAUAUUUUAUUUUUACAGAAUGCCAACCUUACCACCCAAAAAGCUUCCAUCAUCCUGAGGAUACAGAGGUGCUGCUCCUUGCUUCAGGCCAGGUUCUCCUGCAAAGUUUGCAGUCAGUUACUAACAACCCCUCUGAACUGAGGUGAGGUCUGUGGUAGCAAAAAGGACAAAGUCCCCACAGUGACAGGAGAGACACAGAGAAGUUCCUGGGUGUUGCUGCUUUAAGAUUGCAGGUGCUAGAUGGGGAACAACCUCUUGAGUAAUGUUGUAUUUUAGCAUCUAUUUCUGAAAGCUCAAUAUUUAUUUACCUUUCUCCCCCCUCAGUAUUCAAGGAAGAAAAGCCUGAUGUUUUGGAUAUAAAAAUUACUUGGGGUAGUGGUUGACAGAGGGAAAUUAAGGUUUAAGACAAUUCAGGCUUCAGCAGGUCUGUGGGUAGAUGGUAAAAGAGAUUUUGCAACGAUUAAAUCCUUGAGAGUAGGUGGUUCAAUGCAUUUCCAGGUUUCUUCAAACAGUGAAACUGCUGCCCCAGUACUCUCUGGGAAUUGUGCCUCACCCAUUUUCCCUCAUGACUGAAAUCCUCUGGUUUUCCUGUCUCCCUGCCCUCACUGGAAUGGAGCAAUUGCCAAUUACUGGUGUUAAAAAAGACAGGACUUACUUGUGCUUCCAGCCUUGCAGUCCCUGCUCCAGGUGUGGGGCUGCCAAAACCCCUGGAAAAUGAGUGCAGCUCCAUACUCCUCUAAAACUCGUGCUAAAAUUUCUCCUAGACUUCCCAAUUAAAAGUAAAAAAUGUUAGAUGAUAAUUAGCUGAGAAAGGCAAAGAGAAAAAUAAUAACAAUGGGAAGGACAUGAUUUGUAAGAUUAUGGCCAAAAUUCUUUACAGAUCUCAGCACACAGAGGAGAGGCUGGCUAUAUAUGGACAAGUUAUUUAAAAGCUUCAUUUUGAAGGGGUUAAAGGGGAGGUAGAAAUUCCAGGAGGAAAUAAAUGAGAAGUGGGAUAAAACCUGGAAGAAAAUCAAAGCUUUAAGUGACUGGGGAAGCCAGUGGAAGAUUAAAGGAUUUAGGGUUAAACGGUUUUCAAAGGCAGGAUAAGGAAAACAUUUUUAAAGGAGGAAAAAAUACAAAGCAGAAAACUGAUUUAAAGUGAGAGGAGGAGAAUAGAAUAGAAGGAAUAAUGAUUUUCAGAGCAUGGAAAGUGAGGGAGACAGA